Haliotis rufescens (red abalone) is the source of this 5148-nucleotide messenger RNA. RefSeq lists its product as uncharacterized. The coding region runs from base 340 to 1587 and encodes 415 amino acids. Lineage: Eukaryota; Metazoa; Mollusca; Gastropoda; Lepetellida; Haliotidae. The record is from RefSeq and is a predicted model, not a curated record. The transcript has 10 exons.
ACAUACUGCCUGUCUGGAAUGUGAACUGUUUACUUAUUUAUAACUUUGUGUCAACUGUAACUUGAUUGCACAACGUAUUUCUGUACAACAACGUAAGUCGACCGUGCAACACCCACAGAGUUCGACUGUGAAACCUACACUUCUCAGUGUUCCCCCUUAUAAUCGUCACAGUACACACACAACAGGAGCCGACAGAGGAAGUGCCCCAGCACAGCUCCACUCGCAAGGUAAACCCGCGUUACAUGGACAUGAGAGGUCUUUGUGCAACAGCUUGAUAAGUUGUUUAUGGAUGAUAUGGAUGAAGUACCGAUGAACAUACCUUGUACUUUGGAGGUCUAGAUGGCUAGCAGCACUGACUGUGCCCAGGACAAAGAACAGAAAGGAACAAAAGAACAAUCCAGUCAGACACACACAAGUUUAGAACAGAAUCAGCCGUUACCCAAUUUACGGGAGUUCAGCACUAUAUCAGACCCCCCAGUCCAGGUCCCCAUCCCUACUGGUGAUGGCACAGACGCCACAGUGCCCAAGGAAGUUGCUUCUGUUGGGUCGGGGCUGGACGCUGAUGGGGAGUUGGCGGAAGUAGCAACUGAGCAAGGCCGGCUGGGAGCGGAAGGAUAUGGGGGCCUUGCGGACCGUCAGGGUGCACGGCCUGACGGGGUGUUCAGCGAGGUUGCACUACACAACCCGAACGCGGCCCAGGGUGGGAAGAGGACCCCUCUGCAGAGUUCCGACAGCACGGAGACGGAAUACCUCCAACAGGCCGCCAGCGAGCUGUGUGUGAUUGAGAGGCCCAGAAGCUGCAGCAGUUCCUUGAGUGUGUCAUCAUUGUCCUCCAGCCUGCCCAGAUCAUGUGACAAGUGUCGAGUUGUGGACAGGCUGUUUCUGUGCAGCGACAGCAGGGACUUCUGGUACACCAUCAGAAGCGACACCUGUUGUGAAAGGGUUUGGACAGACUUCAAAGAAAAACUGAAAGCAACAUUUCCCCAAGACCCAGUGCUGAGAGGGGGAAAGGCCCGUGUUAUGCCUUUCAUGAAGUCUCUGUUGGGAGUGAGUGAAUCUCUUGAUAAGGUGAACAUCCAAGCGUUUCUGACGGUGAUCAAAUUCAUCGGUCCCUUCAGAGCCGAAGACGACAGAUGCGUGGUCCUGAAACAGCUGGAAGACUUGGUUCAACACUCACUGAUCAAAGAUCCUAGAGACAAGAGGAAAAAGAGCUGCUGGUUCGCUGGGCAACUGAAAACAGAGGAUGCAGAAAACAAAUUGAAAGGAAAACCACCUGGCACGUUCUUGAUUCGAAUGAGCGGGAGUGAACGCGAAUCGGGGAGUUUUUCACUAUCUCUUGUCAUGACGGACGACACAAUCUCUCACUUUCUCAUACAGGGACAUCCAUCAGAGGCCAUUCAUUCCAACCCAUUCAACUUGAAUCUCACUUUCCGCGAUAGAAGCUUUUCUAGUUUACCAGAACUAGUCAACAAGUUCCUCUUAACGGAAGAAAUAUCAGGAGAAGAUGAGGAAGAGAUCGCAACAAGGUGCUCCAGGGUAUGUCCCGACCUACCAUACAACCAGAUCAUCAACGGCUACAAGAUAUGAAGGAAUGCUACAGAAAUGGACGUCAUUGUCUGAACCAUAUAUUCCCAUGCUUGAGAUUAUCCACUGUAUACUAUUCAAAUGAAGUUAAAGAACACCCGAUAAUUACAUAAUACCGUAGCUGAACUGUCUUCAAAAGAAGUUUGAGGAAGCUUGUUUCAAGUAUUUGCAUUGAGCUACUCUUGACCAUGUUGUUUGUUUCUUUGGAAAAGCUCAACUCAUAGGAAGAUUCGCAUUUCUCAUUCGUUUUAGACAAACUUAUCUAUGAUAUCAGUCUAACAUUUGCAAGCGAAAUCGUUUAAAACGAGCCAACGUUAAAUGUAAACAAAUGAUAUUUCUGUGGAAUGCAUCACGUGACAUGAAAAUAGUAUCAUUUUCAAACAGUGUCAUUUACAAAGUGUCCAAAGUAACAAAUGUUACAUUCUGGCGGUGUGGGCUCGAAUUUCGGAUAGGACGCAACCUAAGAAGUACGCGAAAUUGUUAUCCCAAAUAUGACAUUUGUUACAAUAUUAUUUUCAUCUCCCAUAUAGUGACAAAAAUAAUGCAUAACAUAAUACCAUAUUUUGUCAUGUAGAUAGAAACGAGCACACAUAUAAAUGUUUGUCAAUCAGGAAGGCAAAGCCUGUUAUUCAUGGUGAAUGAAAUCAUGGCAAGUUUAAUGAAUAUAUUUGUUGUCUGAAAAAAAUCACUGAUGCUCUUCUUGCGCUUUAAAGAUGCAUUAAUUUAAACUCAUCAGCAUUACCAUCGCUCUUCCAUUCAUACUACUCGACGUUUGAUAAGGAUACCGAGAUCCUCAUACCACUACAUAUACAAAUUAUAAUAAUGACAUAAUAAGUGGGGGAAAAAACACAUAAAAAACAUCACUUUCAAAACUAUGAUAAAGAUACAGGAACGUGGGAUGUUUUUUCUGAGAAAUUAAAGAUGAAAGUUUUACAUUAUGAAUGAAGGUUUACAUGGGUAGGGGCGGGGUAGCCUAGUGGUUAAAGCGUUCGCUCGUCACGCCGAAGACCCGGGUUCGACAUGGGUACAAUGUAUGAAGCCCAUUUCUGGUGUCCCCCGUCGUGAUAUUGCUGGAAUGUUGCUAAAAGCGGCGUAAAACCAUACUCAGUCAGACAGUUUACAUGGGUAUAAUGUAUUUAUUACCAAGUAGAAAUUUAAUUUGAAAUUAUGUCUGAGUUACAUGUAUUUGUGUAUCUUUAGAUACCUUAUGGCAAGGAAGUAUAAUCAUAAGCUUCUUCAUCACACUUGUGGCAAUGUUCCUUGAGACUUUUAGCACAUCAGUAACCAAGUGAUCACUCAUACCAUGUUGUCAUUAGUUACAUAGCCAGCUUCAGAUGGAGGGGAGGGAUGCACAUAAUACCUUGACUCGGCAGAGGGGCAGUUAACAUGCACCCCCGUACCCACCAGUGAACUUCUAUGUCACCCAAAGAUCAAGACUGUAGAAAUAGAAUAUUUCACUCAAUUUUACAUCAAGUUUAUGUCGCUCGUGAAUUUUUUUCAGUUUGCUUGUGAAAUAAUUUUCAUUUUUCAAUCGGUAAAAAUAUUCACUCGGGACAUAAACUUUAUGUUCAAUAGAAGCCAUGAACCAUUUCAGUUUUCAUAUGAAAUCCCCAAAUCCUUAUCUUGUGUUAUUAUAUAUACACCGCUGAGAUUAUGAUGCACUCUUCACCAUCUGUGUUCAGGUGAGCUAUUCUGUUGGGAAACGCUCUGUGAAUUAUAUCAUGUAAUUCUAUGCUUUGUGUGUAUUUUCGGUGUGUGCAACACAAGUUAUGUUACCUUUCUUUAUGUUGGCAUGACCAUUGACAGUGUCACCGUUUACCGUCCUAUACUGUGCCCCAGAUUGUGCAUCGUCAUUUUACUAUGAAAUCAAAAGGAAUCUAUUUCCCAGGCUCGCAUACAUAUAUGUAAAGUAAGAGUUCUGUUCAGGAUAUUUUUGCUCACCUGACUUCAAUCAAGGGACUUUAUGUUGUGGCCUAUUUGUCCAGCGUCCGUCGUAAACCUCUUCUCCGAAACAACUGGUCCAAGGAAGCUGAAACUUCACAUACUUGCUCCCACCAAUGAUGGUACCCAAAAUUUUCCAAGAGGUUCGAAUCCAAUUUUCAAUUUUCAAUAUCGUCGCCACGGCUAUUACUCAGCAAUCAAAAUGUAAUGUCAUUUGGUGUAUGUGUAUACGUAGAGGGACACAACAUAACACUUAUAACCGCAAUAUACUUUACAUUUUGACCUUUUGACCUUUAUUUGGCCUUUCCAUUUUGACCACAUUCCUAAAUUCUCUCAAAACACGUUUCCUCACACGGUAAACGUCAUCUCCUCAGAAAGUAGUUACGCUGAAAUUUGACGUGCUGAAAGGAUGACCGCUCCAUUUGUUCAAAAGAUUUGAUACCAAAUUCCAGUGUGACGGGCAAAGAUGUCAUAUCGAAAAAGCUAUUCAUGGCCAUUGCAAACUUUUCUGAUCAGAUUGUUAUAUAAUGUGGUAUAAUUUAGUUACUUGUGGGGUUCAACAGUUAUUAAGGUCUUUAUAUUAAAAACUCAGACCAUUCAAUUCCCUCUACAUACAUAAUGUUUUUACUCUGUAAAAUGCCUUUCCUUCGAAAUUGCCAGACUGAGGGAGCUCACCUUUGGCAUGUAUGUUUGCUCUUGUGAUGACAUCAUAACAUCUUCAGUGUUAGUCAUCAGCUUUUAUGCAGACCACAUGUGAAUACCACCGCCCAUAUGUUCAGUGGCUGUCUUUGUUUUAAGAACGGUUUUUACAUAUCAUGUGAGCUACAGUGCCGUUGCACUAUAUUUUUAUACUACAUGUGCAUGCAGUUUGUCACAUUUAAAAAAAAGGAAAUGUGGAUAAAUGUAGGAUAUAUAAGUCUGAAAAAUAUUAACCAUCAUCAAAAAACUAUAUUGCUGGACAGGUGGAGCGGGAUAUUUGGAAGGAGGAAUCAAUGUUUAUGUAAUUAUUAUAAAGCUAACGGAUAUGUGUUUUCUUUACAAUUAUUUCCAUGUGUUUUACAAUUCUAUAGUAUUUAUUUGUAUGCACAAUCAGUCGUCAUUGUGUAUUGUUCAUGCGAUAUUUAUUUGCAAGCCUGUUGUUUCUUUCCACUGCUGUGGGAAACGUCACAUGCAUACAUCACGAUGUGUUUCUUGUUAGUUGUUGUCUGCAAACAAUAUGUGUGAUUUACACUGCGUGUCGCUGAAGAUGACAAGAGUUACAGCGCGUUGUAGUGUAAUGGGCAGGGUGUGAUAAAGUCCCCGGUCGGUCCAGUAGAUCUGCAUUACGUUAGAAAAAAAUUAAAAUAAGGGAAACCUUCAGAAAUCACGUGUUCAUGUGAACUUCAAGUUUUUGACUUAUUAAAUACAAUAUGUAGAGGUAAGACUUAAUUGUGAAAAUGACUGAGUUUAGAUGUUAUCUGGAAACCGUUUCUGUAAUAUUUACACAAUAGCAAUGCACGUGUUCUGUUUGUUUGUUUGUUGUUUAACGCCGAACUCAGCAAUAUUCUAGCUGUAUGACGGCGGUCUGUAAAUAAUUGAGUCUGGACCAGACAAUCCAGCGAUUAAUAUCAUGAGCAUCGAUCC